Boleophthalmus pectinirostris (great blue-spotted mudskipper) is the source of this 1980-nucleotide messenger RNA. RefSeq names its product methyl-CpG binding domain protein 3b (gene mbd3b). Bases 213 to 1148 code for a protein of 311 amino acids. Lineage: Eukaryota; Metazoa; Chordata; Actinopteri; Gobiiformes; Gobiidae. The transcript has 8 exons. The record is from RefSeq and is a predicted model, not a curated record. Gene Ontology annotation, molecular function: DNA binding.
UAGUGAUGAGGCUGAGGUCCGCGGCGGAGCGAUCUGCGCCACGACAAAGAGACGAGAUGUUCGCCGCAGCUUGAUCCCCACUCAGGGCGCACGCCGUAUUAUGGUGGAAACAAAAGCGUAAAAGGCGAGAGGGCUCACCGUGCACUUUUCACUAACUCGGCCUACUUCUUGGUAGUUUAUUUUAAUUGAGUAAAGAUUUCGUGCGUGGGCCAAUGGAGAAGAAAAGGUGGGAUUGCACAGCUCUUCCCAAGGGCUGGAAAAUGGAAGAAGUGACCAGAAAGUCCGGUUUGUCAGCUGGGAAAAGCGACGUGUAUUAUUUUAGGUAUUGCACUCACAGGGUGACCCAACCACAAUCUUUUAUUAGCAGAGGAGAAGAGCAAGAUGAGGAGCAGAGGCAGGAGAGGGGGGAGGCGGGUCGGUUGUAUAGUUUGUGUCCAUCUGGGAAGAAGUUUCGGAGCAAACCUCAAUUGGCCCGUUACCUGGGAAACCAGAUGGACCUGAGCUCCUUUGAUUUCCGCACAGGAAAGAUGCUGAUGAGCAAACUCAACAAGAACCGGCAGAGGAUGAGGUACGACAACAACAGCCAGAACAAGGGCAAACCAGAUUUGAACACAUCCCUCCCAGUCCGGCAGACGGCCUCCAUCUUUAAACAACCAGUUACAAAAGUCACCAAUCACCCCAACAACAAAGUGAAGACAGAUCCUCAGAAAGCUGUUGACCAGCCACGACAGUUAUUUUGGGAGAAGAAACUUAGUGGGCUCAAUGCUUUUGACAUUGCAGAGGAACUUGUAAAAACAAUGGAACUUCCAAAAGGUUUACAAGGUGUUGGUCCAGGCUGUACAGAUAAAACUCUUCUAUCGGCCAUUGCGAGUGCUCUUCACACGAGUGCAGCUCCCAUCACGGGUCAGCUGUCUGCAGCAGUGGAGAAAAACCCUGGAGUUUGGCUCAACACAGCACAGCCUCUGUGCAAAGCAUUUAUCGUCACAGAUGAAGAUAUCAGGAAGCAGGAGGAGCUGGUGUACAGUGUGAGGAAAAGGCUAGAGGAGGCGCUUAUGGCCGAUAUGCUGGCCCACGUCGAGGAGGCCGCCAAUGAAGGAGAGACCCUGAAGGAGGAAGGCAACGGCAGCGAAGACAGUGAGAAUGUAUAGCACAGGAUCUGAAGUUUGAAAGUUUUGGUUUAUUCCUGAUUAUUUUGCCACAAACACGUACUGAAGUCCCUCUCUUCAUUAUUGUCUGAAAUGCAUCAUGGAUACAUUAUUUUUUUGGACAACACAUAUUUUAGCUGACUAAGAUUUUGAGCUCAACUAAUUUGGAUCGAAAAUGAAAUGUAACCUCAGUGUGAAUAUAAUCAGUGUUUGCAAAAAGGUUUGUAUGUUGAUGACAAUCACCCAAAUUGUUCUUUCUGGCGAUAGAAUAUAUGGUGAUUUGGUGUUAUUUCCAUUUAAAAAAAUGUUAUCAAGCACUCCAAUAAUUUUGAGCCAGGCAGACAGUUUCAAACCAGAUUUAGCAGAACAAGCUAAUCUGAAAGAACUGUUGAAGUAUAUGCUACAACCACAACUUAUUUUUGACCUCAAACAUUUAUUUUGUGUGUCAUUUUCAGUAUUGACCAAAGAGGAGACAUUUUGCUUUGUAACUACAAAAACGAUGGAAGUUAACCUGAACGUAGACUGACCAUAAUGCUAAGGACUUGAUACCUCCUCUUCCUGUUCAUUGUAAUUACAGGUGCUUUAUUGGUGCUGUUUAACACUGCAUUUUUGUACCAGGAUUUCACAGCUUCAGCCCAUGUUAUUUCAACUUUUUAAUGUUACUACACACAGACUGCCUCCUCUACCCACGCACAAAACUGGUCAUGAGUAAUUUUGUAUUUUUAUCCCUGUUGAUUAUUAUUUUUAUUGGAUCCACUGAAAUCCUGUCAUUGUGUAUCAACAGGCUAUAUGUUGAAAUUGAUUGUAUUAUUAAAAUUAGUCCAAAUGUCACAAA